Molecule: messenger RNA, 813 nt
Organism: Auxenochlorella protothecoides
Lineage: Eukaryota; Viridiplantae; Chlorophyta; Trebouxiophyceae; Chlorellales; Chlorellaceae
Product: ATPase GET3
Exons: 6
Coding region: 1-813 (270 amino acids)
Biological process (GO): post-translational protein targeting to endoplasmic reticulum membrane
Cellular component (GO): GET complex
Molecular function (GO): ATP binding; ATP hydrolysis activity
Source: RefSeq, a predicted model, not a curated record
AUGGAGGUGGACCCCAACCCCGGCACCAAUGAGCUGUCGGAGCUGGCAGGGCCCGGCUCCUUUCUGGCAGACAUCUCCAGCUCCAUCCCCGGCAUCGAUGAGGCCAUGAGCUUCGCCGAGGUCAUCAAGCAGGUCAACAGUUUGGACUACAGCUGCAUCGUCUUUGACACGGCGCCAACCGGGCACACGCUGCGGCUGCUACAGUUCCCCACCACCCUGGAGAAGGGGCUGGGCAAGCUGAUGAGCCUGAAGGAGUCAUUUGGGGGGAUGCUGAGCCAGGUCACUGCGCUGCUGGGUGCAGGCGGUGAGGGCGACAUCAUUGAGCAGGCCUCCCAGAAGCUGGUUGCUCUCAAGGGGGUCGUGGAAGAGGUGAACCGGCAGUUCAAGGACCCUGCCAUGACCACCUUUGUCUGCGUGUGCAUCCCGGAGUUCCUGUCGCUCUACGAGACCGAGCGCCUCAUACAGGAACUUGCCCGAUUCAGCAUCGAUUCCCGGAACGUGGUCAUCAACCAGAUCAUCUUCCCGGAUGGAGUCGGGACCUCGCGCCUGAUGGAGGCGAGGGUCAGGAUGCAGCAAAAGUACCUGGACCAGUACUUUGAGCUGUACGACGACUUCCACAUAGUGCAGCUGCCUCUCUUGAACGAGGAGGUUCGGGGUACGGAGGGCAUCAGGGCCUUCUCCAAGCACUUGCUUCAACCCUACAGCGUGGCCGAGCCAGGGAGGGAGGAACUGGAGGCGGAGCUGGCCGUGACCAAGGCCAGGGUUGAGCAGUUGCAACAACGACUGCAGAUGCUGUCAUCCACAAAUCCAUAG